Messenger RNA from Plectropomus leopardus (leopard coralgrouper), 618 nucleotides. It is a transcript of the gene sdhaf4, whose product is annotated as succinate dehydrogenase complex assembly factor 4. Gene Ontology annotation, cellular component: mitochondrion. The record is from RefSeq and is a predicted model, not a curated record. NCBI's taxonomy places the organism in Eukaryota, Metazoa, Chordata, Actinopteri, Perciformes, Serranidae. Gene Ontology annotation, biological process: mitochondrial respiratory chain complex II assembly.
UGAAGCGCGACAGACGAAUGACAACAACAGAAUUGUGUAAGUGUCCGAGCAGCAGUCUGUGUGGGUCUGUCUUCUGACGAGCUGAGGACAUGUCUCUGUGUCUGCGGUUAACUUUCUGUCCUUCAGCGAGAAGACUGCUGCAGUCCCACAGUUUAACUACAGGAUGUUCCCGGGCAGCCAGCGGGGCGGUGAAAGACAAGGAGCCGUUAAAGAAAGCUAAAACCCCUCAGGGUCGGUUUGACAGCCCCGAGGAGAAGAGCAAAGAUGUUCUGCAAAGGUUCCCCGAUGAUGUGAACCCUGUCACCAAGGAGAAGGGGGGUCCUCGGGGUCCAGAGCCCACCCGCUACGGAGACUGGGAGAGAAAGGGCCGCUGUGUCGACUUCUAGUCCAGCAGUCAUGAAUGUGAUAUAUCACACCUGUAUAUAACCAGUGGCACUAUAUAAACCAGUGAUACACAUACAAAGACACAAAGUGUGACUCUGACUGUGACUCUAUUUAUACUGACAGGGAACAAAGAGAUCUGUCAGCAUAUAUUAUGGACAACAUUUGAAACCUGAGCAUAGUGGUUUGAUUUAUUUCAAAAAAGGAACGAGACGGCAAUGAGAAACUUAAUAAGAC